Messenger RNA from Ananas comosus (pineapple), 1116 nucleotides. Its product is annotated as ATP-dependent DNA helicase PIF6-like. Gene Ontology annotation, molecular function: DNA helicase activity. The record is from RefSeq and is a predicted model, not a curated record. Gene Ontology annotation, biological process: DNA repair; telomere maintenance. Lineage: Eukaryota; Viridiplantae; Streptophyta; Magnoliopsida; Poales; Bromeliaceae.
AUGGCACACAGGUUUUGUUUUGAAGCUCUUGACAGGACAUUAAGAGAUAUUCUACGGUUUUCUAAUCCAUCAAGUUGUGAGCAACCAUUUGGGGGUAAAGUCGUUAUUUUUGGAGGUGAUUUCAGGCAAAUUCUUCCUGUUAUUCCUAAAGGGACAAGACAAGAUAUUAUUUUUGCAACUAUUAAUUCUUCUUAUCUUUGGAGUUCUAUUAAGGUUCUUACUUACAAAAAAAUGAGGCUAGAAACAGGCUCAUUUAAUUACAAUCUAGAAGAGAUGAGAGAGUUCUCAAAGUGGAUACUAAGUGUUGGAGAUGGAGAUGCCGGUGAGGAGAAUGAUGGUGAAGAAAUAAUAGUGAUACCUGAUGAAUUUCUCAUAAAGGAAUCAACAAAUCCAAUUGCAUCAAUAGUGGAUAGUACGUAUCCUUCAUUGUUAAGUAAUAUUCAUGAUUUGCAAUACUUACAAGAAAGAGCGAUUCUUGCUCCUACUCUUGAAAUUGUGGAUGCUGUGAAUGAAUACGUGCUUUCAUUGCUUCAUGGUGAAGAAAAAGUUUAUUUGAGCUCUGAUAGUGUUUGUAAGACGGAUGUGGGCUUAGAUGGUCCUGAAGAUGUAUAUACACCUAAUUUUUUAAACAGUAUUAAAUGUUCAGGAGUUCCCAAUCACAUGCUCAAAUUGAAGCAAGGUGCUGCUGUGAUGUUAUUGAGAAACAUAGACAAGUUUUCAGGUUUAUGCAAUGGAACAAGAUUAGUGAUCACUCAAUUGGGAAAACACAUACUAGAAGCAAAAGUGAUCUCUGGGAGCAAUAUUAGGGAGAAGGUGUUUACACCCCAUAUGGUGAUUACUCCAUCAGACUCCAAGUUACCUUUUAAAAUGCAACAAAGGCAAUUCCCGUUGGCUGUUUGUUUUACUAUGACGAUAAACAAGAGUCAAGGUCAAUCGUUAUCACAUGUUGGAUUGUAUCUACAUAGACAGAUAUUCAGUUAUGGUCAGGUAUAUGUUGCAAUAUCUAGAGUUCGAAGCAAGGACAGAUUGAAAAUUCUAAUUUGUGAUAAAGAUGGUUUGUUAUCCAAAACCACAAGCAAUAUGGUUUUUAAAGAAGUGUUUCAGAACUUAAAAUAG